Rattus rattus (black rat) is the source of this 3479-nucleotide messenger RNA. RefSeq names its product Fas ligand (gene Faslg). Gene Ontology annotation, biological process: apoptotic process; immune response; positive regulation of canonical NF-kappaB signal transduction. The coding region runs from base 279 to 1115 and encodes 278 amino acids. Gene Ontology annotation, molecular function: tumor necrosis factor receptor binding. Gene Ontology annotation, cellular component: membrane. Lineage: Eukaryota; Metazoa; Chordata; Mammalia; Rodentia; Muridae. The transcript is spliced from 5 exons. The record is from RefSeq and is a predicted model, not a curated record.
AGCAAAGACAAAGAUUUUGCCUAACGACUGUCAAAACAGUCAAGACAUCUCUAAAGUUGCUGGACAUGAUGGCUUCUCAGCUUCAGAUGCAAAUGAGUGGGUGUCUCACGGAGAAGCAAAGAGAAGAGAACUGGAGAGAGGUGUUUCCCUUGACUGUGGAAACUUUAUAAAGAAAACUCACUUACCUUCUCUGGAGCAGUCAGCAUCAGAGUCCUGUCCUUGACACUUCAGUCUCCACAAGACUGAGAGAAGGAAACCCUUUCCUGGGGCUGGGUGCCAUGCAGCAGCCCGUGAAUUACCCAUGUCCCCAGAUCUACUGGGUAGACAGCAGUGCCACUUCUCCUUGGGCUCCUCCAGGGUCAGUUUUUCCUUGUCCAUCCUCUGGGCCUAGAGGGCCAGGACAAAGGAGACCACCGCCUCCACCACCACCUCCAUCACCACUACCACCGCCUUCUCAACCACCCCCGCUGCCUCCACUAAGUCCUCUAAAGAAGAAGGACAACACAGAGCUGUGGCUACCGGUGAUAUUUUUCAUGGUGCUGGUGGCUCUGGUUGGAAUGGGGUUAGGGAUGUAUCAACUCUUUCAUCUACAGAAGGAACUGGCAGAACUCCGUGAGUUCACCAACCACAGCCUUAGAGUAUCAUCUUUUGAAAAGCAAAUAGCCAACCCCAGCACACCCUCUGAAACCAAAAAGCCGAGGAGUGUGGCCCACUUAACAGGGAACCCCCGCUCAAGGUCCAUCCCUCUGGAAUGGGAAGACACAUAUGGAACUGCUCUGAUCUCUGGAGUGAAGUAUAAGAAAGGCGGCCUUGUGAUCAAUGAAGCUGGGUUGUACUUCGUAUAUUCCAAAGUAUACUUCCGGGGUCAGUCUUGCAACAGCCAGCCCCUAAGCCACAAGGUCUAUAUGAGGAACUUUAAGUAUCCUGGGGACCUGGUGCUAAUGGAGGAGAAGAAGUUGAAUUACUGCACUACUGGCCAGAUAUGGGCCCACAGCAGCUACCUAGGGGCAGUAUUUAAUCUUACCGUUGCUGACCAUUUAUAUGUCAACAUAUCUCAACUCUCUCUGAUCAAUUUUGAGGAAUCUAAGACCUUUUUUGGCUUAUAUAAGCUUUAAAGGAAAAAGCAUUUUAGAAUGAUCUAUUAUUCUUUAUCAUGGAUGCCAGGAAUAUUGUCUUCAAUGAGAGUCUUCUUAAGACCAAUUGAGCCACAAAGACCACAAGGUCCAACAGGUCAGCUACCCUUCAUUUUCUAGAGGUCCAUGGAGUGGUCCUUAAUGCCUGCAUCAUGAGCCAGAUGGGAAGAGGACUGUGACUGAGGAACAUAAAGUUUUGGGCUGCUGCGUGACAAUGCAGAGGCAAAGAAAAGGAACUGUCUGAUGUUAAAUGGCCAAGAGCAUUUUAGCCAUUGAAGAAAAAAAAACCUUUAAACUCACCUUCCAGGGUGGGUCUACUUGCUACCUCACAGGAGGCCGUCUUUUAGACACAUGGUUGUGGUAUGACUAUACAAGGGUGAGAAAGGAUGCUAGGUUUCACGGAUAAGCUAGAGACUGAAAAAAGCCAGUGUCCCAUUGGCAUCAUCUUUAUUUUUAACUGAUGUUUUCUGAGCCCACCUUUGAUGCUAACAGAGAAAUAAGAGGGAUGUUUGAGGCACAAGUCAUUCUCUACAUAGCAUGUGUACCUCCAGUGCAAUGAUGUCUGUGUGUGUUUUUAUGUAUGAGAGUAGAGCGAUUCUAAAGAGUCACAUGAAUACAACGCGUACAUUACAGAGUACAUAUUAGAAACAUAUGUGUUACAUUUGAUGCUAGAAUAUCUGAAUGUUUCUUGCUAAUAAACUCUAAUAGUCUUCAAAACCCUUUUAUUAUCAGCUACUGAUGCUGUUUUCCUUUAAUACACUAGUAUUUAUGUUCUGUGUAUCUUAAUGAAGAAAAGACAAAUAAAAUUAUGUUAUAGAAUAUAGAGACGCAUUAAGGACACAGGCUUUGGAAAUCGGUGAGAUGUGCUUAUUGUUUCUUUCCUGCGUGGUUUCUUCAUCCAUAAUGGCUUUGGAGAAUUCUGAGAAGAAUUUGCACAGGUGAGUAGAGCCGUGUGACAAAUUCCCCCAUCUUCGUUGGUAUCUCUUCUCUGGACCUCACAUUACCCUGAGUUUUGUUUAUCAGCAUCAUGACUAAUGGUAAGUGGACCCAACUCUUUGUAUAUUGGAUGGCAGCUCAUAUUUUCCUGGGGCAGAACUAUGACAAAGUAGAAAGGACAUGGGCUUCAUAGUUAAAUGGCUGAAGUUGAGUCUUUGUCCUUUUUCUUAGCUCACUUUGCAGUCUUUGGUUGACCUCUGAUGUGCAGAAAAGAGUUGAUAUGUGUGUAAUACUAGUGUAGCCUCUUUAAUAUGCGUGUUUAAUAGAACUCUGUAUAGAUUACAGAGAGUUUGAAGCAACAAAUGGGAGGAAAAGUUUAAAAAGGAAACAGACAGAAAAAGCGUACAUCGAUUGAUCAAUAAUACUAGAUAUGAUCAGGUAUCUGAGUGGUCCAGGAAUUGAAUAGGAGAAGAAGAGGGGGCAGUACCAAGACAACAGAGCCCAAGGUCUCAUCCAAAAGACAGUAAAUGUUUCCUGAAUGAACUGAGGGCCAAACCAAAGGCUCAGGUUGGAAAGCCUCUACUGGUCUUCCUCAGAUCCUGUUGUCAUCUGCUUUGGCUGUUCCUUCAUGGAGAAUGUCUGAGAGAAUUUGGUCCUUUGGUUAUAGAUUUGUCUUUCAAGCCACAGUGAUGAAACCCUCCUUGUCUUUUUUUCCUCAUAUAUUGACCUCAACAUCAAACACCAUUGGGAUUGGUGUGUGUUAUCCCUAACAGUGUGUGUUUGGCCUAGCAGUCAAACUACUCUCAUAUCCAUCUCUCUAAGGUGACUCUGGAGUUAUAUAAAUAACUCACUACACUUGAAAUAUUCUGAUUCUUGGCCUUUCGGUGAAGAUCAAAUAUAGUAUUGAUUCUAAUGAAGAGAUACUAACAAUACCUUUAGAAAUCUUGAGCUGUUUUUCUUUAAUUUAAGACAUCAAUAAUGUUACAACCAAAAUACCUUUGACUGUAUUCAUUGAAAACGGGAUCAUUCAUUGUUUUUUAGGGAAAGAUGAUUAAAUAGAAAUUUGAACACAGACCUACACAGAAGUCACUUCUUGUUCAGCAGUUUGAGGUUUUGUUUUCUAACAUCUAACAGCACACAACACCCAUUCUUUUCUUAGCCCCUCAGAGUGGUGGCUUUGUGUUCUCUGAAGUAGGUUUUGAGUUACCACAGCUUGACAGGAAAGAGCUCUCCUGUGGCCAUCAUCAGAGCCACUUUCAGAAGAGGGAAAUAGAGGGGGAAACCUGGCCCUUAAAACCAAAGUAGAUGGUUGCCUUUAUGGGCUAAGGCUUAGACAUCCCGUGGUCUUUAUCAAAAGAAGUGCAGAGGCUGUGUGUGUGUGUGUGUGUGUGUGUGUGUGUGUGUGUGUGU